This is a messenger RNA of Grammomys surdaster, 2522 nucleotides long. It is a transcript of the gene Fam177a1, whose product is annotated as family with sequence similarity 177 member A1. The coding region runs from base 115 to 741 and encodes 208 amino acids. The record is from RefSeq and is a predicted model, not a curated record. The transcript has 5 exons. NCBI's taxonomy places the organism in Eukaryota, Metazoa, Chordata, Mammalia, Rodentia, Muridae.
CUGGGUGCUGCAGCCCCGGCGGCCUGGGCGACCCGGUAGGAUCCUUCGUGCGGGCGGUGGGGAGCGUUCCUCCGACUAACCUCCGUGUCGCCGCUGCCUGGGCCGGCGCUGACGAUGGACGGUGAGUCGGGAUGCGCGGCGGCGGGAGAAACCGAGGCAGCGGCCGCCGCGGCGUUCGGAGACACGACACGGCAGAUGAGUAAUGAAAGAGGCUUUGAGAAUGUAGAACUGGGAGUCAUGGGAAAAAAGAAGAAAGUCCCCAGGAGGGUCAUCCACUUUGUCAGCGGAGAGACUAUGGAGGAGUACAGCACUGAUGAGGAUGAGGUGGAUGGCCUGGACAAGAAAGACGUGCUGCCCUCUGUCGACCCGACAAAACUUACCUGGGGCCCCUACUUAUGGUUUUACAUGCUGCGGGCUGCCACCUCAACCCUCUCAGUGUGUGACUUUCUUGGAGAGAAGAUUGCGUCAGUUUUGGGCAUCAGCACCCCAAAAUACCAGUACGCCAUUGAUGAGUAUUACCGGAUGAAGAAGGAGGAAGAGGAGGAAGAAGAAGAAAAUAGGAUGUCAGAAGAAGCAGAAAGACAAUACCAACAAAACAAGCUGCAGGCUGAUUCCACUGUACAGACAGACCAACCAGAGACAGCGGUGACGAGCUCAUUUGUGAAUAUUAAUUUUGAAAUGGAGGAAGACUGUGAAGCCAUUAAGGAAAACAAACAACGUCCAGUCUCUGUCCCACCAUAGAAUGAAAUGACUGUAUAUAAAGUGUCAAACCCUAAACUUUCCAAUCGGGAACUUUUUAUGUUUUUAGUGGGAUUUAAAACAACUAUUUAUAUUUUAAAUUAUUAAGGGGAAAUCUUUACACUGUAUCUAUUACAGUCAGGUCUGAAGUUGGGAUGUUUUUGAGUUCAGUUAGUGACCCCCUUCCUAGCCCCAUGCUGAGGAGCAAGCCCAGGCUCCUCUCAGAUACACUCACUAGCCACAUACUCUAUCAGAAGCCCAGUGCUUUGAUUUUAAGAUGCUCUUUUAUAAAACAUAAGGACAUGUAGCCAAACAUGGUAAUACAUGCCUUUGAUCCUGGCACUAGGGAUGCAGACACAGUGGUUCUGAGUUUACAGCCAACCUGGUCAACAUAUGAGCUCCAGCUUAGCCACAUGGUGACACUCAGUCUUAAAACAACAACAACAAAACCUGAAGGCAUUCCACAUUAAGAAGAGAGUUAAAUAAUUUAUUAAGAUUUUUGGUUUGGGGGCAUUUUGUUUGUUUGUUUUUUAAAGGUUAAGUAUUGAUUAAUCAUUAAUAAUCCUAACAGCCUCAGUAUAACGUGCCCCUGGAUUUUACACAAGGAGGGUUCAGAAUGUAUAAUAAAAGGAGCAAGAUGGAAGCACUGUGGAUUUCCUUUUGUUGAGAAUAUUAUAUGGAAAAGAUUGGGUUUUCAGUAGUUACUGAAUUGACUUGCAAGUUAACACUAGGUACUGAGUGGAUCUGUAGCUGUGGUCACGUGUUGACACCUAGUGAUUACCCACAUGGCAUCUUGGUCAUGUCAACAGUUAUUCAGCUCCUUAUGUAUCACAGGCAGCGGGACAAACGGGGGAUGGACAGUUGAGAAGAGUUUACUUUGUUCACCAUUUUGAAGUAGCAGUGGUAAGUCAGAGAGCUGACAGAAACCAGGUUUGGCCAUUUCUCUUCUUACUAGGUUAUUCCUUUAAAAGGUAUAUCAUAUGAAGCUACUUUUAAGAAAUAUUCCUGACUAUGUGUUUAGAACCUUGUAUCUGUAUAACUUUGGUUUAUAGCCAAAUGAAGAAAAGAAAAAUGGGGGCCGUGUUUUAGAGCUCCUCAGCGUUUAAAGCCUUCUCAUAGCUCUAAAAGGUUUUAGAAACAUGGCUAUAAACCAGCCUGCUAAGUACCACGGCCCUUCCCAUCUUAAAUGUGUCUACCAUGAAAACACGGGGAGGUGAACACUGUAGAGACCUGCCAGUGGACCUCAGCAAACUCAACUCAAAGGUGAAUUAUUUCUGAAUAAAAGUUUCCGUUGGACUGGCGUUUGUAAGGCUCAGCAAGCAUGGCGUUGUCCUCUAAUGAGUUAGGAGCUGAUAGCACCUUCUGGGUGGAAACAUGCAACUUAGUCCUAGGAAUUUCUCUUUCCAUUGUGUAAUUAAUGUCACUAUCAGUUACAGUUUACUAAAACUCUGUCUCGGUUGAUACUUGCUAAAACAUGCUGGCCUGACCUCUUGCUCUUGAUUUGUUUUUAACUUUGAGACAAUGCUACCACAGACACUUGUUUAUGAGGUAAAGGUCUACAGGUGACUGAGGCUUUCUUUCCUGAAGGGCUAGCAUCUCAGAGUGUAUGCUCAGGCCUGUGAUCACAGCAUGAAAGUGGUACCAUCCAAGCCUGAGCUUCCUGUGUUGACCUCUUUGCUGCUUGUUUGGCACUGGCUGGUGGGUGAUGUUUACAGUUACUUGUGUGCCUUACAUUUUUAUACUUUGGUCUAUAUGAGCUAUAAAAUCAUCAUAAAUGGGUUAAA